AUGAAGUUCGCCACUCCGACGACCUGCCUAGCGCUUCUCGCGCCUCUCAGCCGGACGACUACUGCAUGGAGCUUUUCCAAGUCACCCGGCGGCCCAACAUACGGUGAAUCAGGUCUAGCACCCGUCAUCCAGGAACUCGGCAAAGUCUCCAAGAGGCAGAGUGACGGUAGCACAGUCACUCCAUACCAACAGAACGGCUGGUCAAAAUGGGGUACCCUAGGCUAUGGAGCACUCUACAGCUGGAUGGGCGGAAAGACGCCGUGGGGUGGCAUCGACACCGUCAACUUCAAUCCCUUCACAGCUUCCAAGCAAAUCACUGGCACCCAGACUCGGACAUAUGUGCUGGCCGUCGGAGAGUGCGAUGUCAGGCCGGACGGUGUCAUCAAACGACACGCGCUUUGUGUCAACGGACAAUUCCCAGGACCUCUGAUCGAAGCCAACUAUGGUGACACACUCGUAAUCACCGUCAAGAACAACCUCAAGAACGAAGGCACGGCCAUGCACUGGCACGGUUUCUUGCAGACCAGCAAUUGCCUCAACGACGGCGUACCAGGCAUUCAACAGUGUCCCAUCGCUCCAGGUCAAUCAUACACAUACACCAUGAAGGCAGAGCUGUACGGUUCGGCGUGGUACCACAGUCAUUACUCUGGACAAUAUGCAGGAGGCGUCGUCGGACCCAUCGUCAUCUACGGCCCUGACAACUUGAGGCACGACUUCGAUAUUGGACCAAUCAUGCUCCACGAGUGGUACCGAGACGACUACAUGACGACCAUCAGAGGCUUGUUCCGCCCUCUAGCACAAGGUGGUCCGGUUCACCCAGAAGCCAACAGCAAUCUCAUCAACGGGAAGAUGCGCUUCGACUGCAGCAAGACGAGCCUGGAUUGCGCAGUAGCCUCGUAUGCCAAGUUCAGCUUCACCUCUGGCAAGAUCCACAAGAUGCGCCUAAUGAACGUCGGUGCGGGUGUCGUCCAAAAGUUUGCAAUCGACGGCCACAUCAUGACAGUCAUCGCCAACGACUACAUGCCCAUCGUCCCCUACAACACCAGCAUGAUCUCUCUAGGUGUCGGUCAGCGCGCCGAUGUCCUCGUCUACGGAUCCGGCAAGCCAGGGGAGAAGUACUGGAUUCGCACCAAUCUGAUCCAGUGCUCCUUCAACGACGGCCUCCAGACCGAAGCUCGCGCCGUCGUCUACUACGAAAAUGCCGACACCAACACCCUCCCCUCCGAGCCCUUCAACUGGGGUCCCACCAACAGCAGCGCGCCUCAACUCUGCGGUAACGAUCCUCUAAUCAACACGGUGCCCAGUUUCCGCAUUCGUGCUGCGGAGCCAGAUGUCACGCAGCGAUUCGACAUUCGUGCGGGAAGCAACGGUACCAACAUCGUCUACACUUUCGGCAACAGGACGUUCAGAGCAAACUUCAACGCACCGCUGUACUGGAAAGUUUUGAACAAUACUAUUCAUGAAGUUCCAAAAGAGCGGAAUCUCUGGAGUGUGGGUAAUGCCAACACGGUGAGGGUUGUGAUUUAUAAUUAUAACGAUCAGGGACAUCCGAUUCAUUAUCAUGGUCACAAUAUGCAAAUCCUCGCCGUCGGCAUGAGGGAAUGGGACGGCACCGUCGUUCGUGCCGCAAACCCGCAGCGAAGAGAUGUUCAAAUGAUGCCGCCUGCCACCAAGGAUGGUAUACCCAGCUUCCUCGUCGUGCAAUGGACUGUUGAUAAUCCAGGUGUCUGGCCCCUUCACUGCCAUUUCGCCUGGCAUUCUUCCAUGGGCCUCGUCAUCAACGUGAUGGAAAAGACGGACGAUGCGAGACAGAGACUUGUGGGUGCGGGACGGCAGAUCCGACAGACGUGUGAUGGGUGGAAUGAUUGGAUCAAGAAGACUGGCCCAUUGCUGACGGGCAUUGAUAGUGGGUUGUAG
Messenger RNA from Fulvia fulva, 1917 nucleotides. Its product is annotated as oxidoreductase ptaK. Gene Ontology annotation, molecular function: copper ion binding; oxidoreductase activity. The coding region runs from base 1 to 1917 and encodes 638 amino acids. The transcript has 3 exons. The record is from RefSeq and is a predicted model, not a curated record. Lineage: Eukaryota; Fungi; Ascomycota; Dothideomycetes; Mycosphaerellales; Mycosphaerellaceae.